AUGCACGUAGGGACGAAGCCAACGGCGACUCCGACCAUAACAACAGCCGCCACGACAACUAACCACAACUACCACAUCUACCACGACUACCACCACUACAACAAGCACCACAACCACCACAACUACCACAUCUACCACGACUACCACCACCACAACAAGCACCACAACCACCACAACUACGACAUCUACCACGACUACCACCACCACAACAAGCACCACAACCACCACAACUACCACAUCUACCACGACUACCACCACCACAACAAGCACUACAACCACCACAACUACCACAUCCACCACGACCACCACAACAACCACCACAACUACAACUACAACCACCACCACAACAACUACCACAUCCACCACGACCACCACAACUACCACAUCCACCACGACCACCACAACUACAACUACAACCACCACCACAACUACCACCACCACAACAACCACCACCACAACUACCACCACCACACCACCACCACAACAACUACCACAUCCACCACGACCACCACAACAACUACCACAACUACAACUACAACCACCACCACAACAACCACCACUACAACUACUACGACAACUACCACAACCACCACCACAACAACUACCACAUCCACCACAACAACCACCACAACUACAACUACAACCACCACCACUACUACCACCACCACAACAACUACCACAACUACCACCACAACAACCACCACCACUACAACUACUACAACAACCACCACAACUAGUACAACAACGACGACAACCAGGCCUGUGGUCACAACGCCAAGGGUUUUGCCUCCGAAGCUGACGUACCCGCUCGUUUGCACGGUCAGCACCCUCUACCGGAGGUCGAUGGCGCUUCCCAGCGACGGAGUGUGCGAUUACCUCUUCUACGACUCGCUGUACAAGGAUAACAUGAACAUUCUCACGCAACCACUGAGUGCCGACCUGUACGACUUCCUGCGACGUGCCGCUCAGCACAAAACAACAGAAUUCGGCCUGUCCUUCGAUUCCGAGAAUCAGUUUUUUCAAAGAGACUACAACACAUCAGAGUUCCAAUCCUUGGUGGCCGACGUCGCCAAUGAAGGCGUGUUGCACUUGGGCAUUAUGAACAUGCUCAACGACACCACGGACAAUGCGACCAUGGACAAGGCACUGAAGAUAUUGCUGGUUUGCCAGACGUCCACACAAGCAAUAAAGAAGCACUACCAAUACGAUAAAGUCGCGCAGGCUGGAAUCUCUUUCGACAAGGAACUGGGACGCACCCUGACGCUGGAGUCUGAGCAAAGUCUUCGAGAGAAGCUGUGUGGGCUGAAGAAGGUUCAACUACGGACGCCGUUCAGCAUCGCAGUGUAUGACAUCGAUUUCGACGCCCCGGGGCCAGCUUGCGCCCCCCUGAACAUCACCGGCCCAUACCGGCGCUUGCAGUUGAUACACAACAUACGGAAUUUCUUCAGGGACCGCUUCCGGCGAUCCGAACACGAAUCCCAAUGCCUGAAGGUCACCGUCUGA
Molecule: messenger RNA, 1503 nt
Organism: Dermacentor silvarum
Lineage: Eukaryota; Metazoa; Arthropoda; Arachnida; Ixodida; Ixodidae
Exons: 5
Coding region: 1-1503 (500 amino acids)
Source: RefSeq, a predicted model, not a curated record